Thermothielavioides terrestris NRRL 8126 is the source of this 1623-nucleotide messenger RNA. RefSeq lists its product as uncharacterized. The record is from RefSeq and is a predicted model, not a curated record. The coding region runs from base 431 to 1474 and encodes 347 amino acids. NCBI's taxonomy places the organism in Eukaryota, Fungi, Ascomycota, Sordariomycetes, Sordariales, Chaetomiaceae. Gene Ontology annotation, molecular function: pyridoxal phosphate binding; 1-aminocyclopropane-1-carboxylate deaminase activity; D-cysteine desulfhydrase activity. The transcript is spliced from 2 exons. Gene Ontology annotation, biological process: amine catabolic process.
UGAUGCAGUUCUAAGGAUUACUUCCAUAGUUGAAUUCUCAAGUACUUCCCGUACAUACAUCGAUCCUUCUGAACAUUGCCUGCAUUUCCCCUAGCUUCCCCUAGCGCAUCUGCAUAUAACUGGGGAGAACCCACAUGUAAACUGCGCUGAUUGCUCAGGGGUUAGCCCAUGAGUGGGUAACUCCCUGCCUCCUGGCGUUGGCCUGCUUCCAUGUGGAGCAAAACGACGACCCGGCAGUGCUGUCCCGGAUGGGGAAGGAGGGGCGUGCUGGAGGAGCGGGCAGAUGACCGAACUAGUAGGACAUGAUCGUCUCCGGAACCGGUCUUGCACCCUCCCUUAACUCUUCUCUCUCCCAGCUCACGAAAACAUACAGCCCUCUGGUCAGAAAUCACUCCUUCACUUCAACAUCCCACCACCAGCCACGCUAGACAUGUCGGCCGUUGAGCUGCCCGAGCCCUUCGCGAGCAUCCCGCGCAAGGCGCUUACCUUCGGCCCAUCUCCAAUCCAGCACCUUCCCCGCAUCUCGCAGGCCCUGGGCGGCCAGGUGAACGUAUACGCUAAACGAGAGGACUGCAACUCGGGCCUGGCCUACGGCGGCAACAAGACACGCAAGCUCGAAUACCUCCUCCCGGACGCGCUCGCGCAGGGGUGCGACACGCUGGUCAGCAUCGGCGGCGUGCAGUCGAACCACACGCGGCAGGUGGCGGCGGCCGCCGCCGCGGUGGGACUGCGGGCGGCGCUGGUGCAGGAGCACUGGGUCGACUGGGCCGACGCGGGCUACGACAGGGUCGGCAACGUGCAGCUGUCGCGGCUGAUGGGCGCGGACGUGCGGCUGGACCCGUCGGCGUUCGGCAUCGAGCACAAGCCGACGCUGGCGAAGCUGCGCGACGAGCUGGCCGCCCAGGGCCGCAAGCCGUACUACAUCCCCGCGGGCGCGUCGGACCAUCCGCUGGGCGGGCUGGGGUUCGCGCGGUGGGCGUUUGAGGUGGCGAUGCAGGAGCGGGAGAUGGGCGUGUUCUUUGAUACCGUGGUGGUGUGUGCCGUGACCGGGUCGACCAUGGCCGGCAUGGUGGCGGGGUUCAAGCUGGUGGAGAAGCUGGGGGGGAGGAAGAGGCGGGUGGUGGGGAUCGACGCCUCGGCGAAGGUGCAGCAGACUUUCGAGCAGGUGCUGCGCAUUGCGAGGCAGACGGCGGCGAAGAUCGGGCUGACGGAGGAGGAUAUUACCGAGGCGGAUAUCAUCUUGGAUGACCGCUACCAUGCGGGUACCUAUGGCAUCCCGGACGCGCAGACGAUCGAGGCGAUCAAAUUUGGGGCGCGGACGGAGGCGUUCAUCACGGAUCCGGUGUAUGAGGGGAAGAGUCUUGCGGGCAUGAUUGACAUGAUCAGGAAGGGUGAGAUCCCGGCGGGGAGCACCGUGCUGUAUGCGCACCUGGGCGGGCAGCUUGCGCUGAAUGCGUACUCGUCGCUGGAGUAAACGUCAAGAUGAGUCAAUUGGCAGAGCGGACGGACUACCUAAUUCCCCAACUGGUGAGUUGCCUGAGCUGCGUGCGUGUCGCUCAUCGAUCCUUCCCAUUCAGGUGUUGCAAGCCAGCGGCCCAGGAAUCCGUCGAAGGACGUUCGUCA